UGGUUCAAGAUCAAUCACCAUUUUUACCAACCGACGCAUGUGAAAACACCACAGUGAAUACAGAGUGUAUUGUUGACGGUUUAGUGUUUCGUGAGAAAAAGAAAGUCGGCAUAGCAACCCCUGGUGACACUGAGCAUGAAGUGGAAAUAUUCAAUUGUCCGCCUUUUGUGUGUGAGUGUGUGUGUGAGCGUGAGUGUGUGUGAAUGGGUUUCUCCUCCUCCUCCAGCAGUCCUGUAUGGGGAGGUGAAAUCUCCUCUGUACCCUCAGCCCUACCCAGCUGGUGUGUACGAGGAGAGAGAUCUGACUGUUCCCACUGGGUACAGGAUCCAGCUCACCUUCACACACCUGGACAUUGAGCCUUCAGAAGACUGCUAUUAUGACUCACUAAUGGUCAUCCAUGAUGAGAAAAUGUUGUGGAAGUUCUGUGGUCAAGCCAACUCUGCUGAUGGAAAUCACCCUGGCAACCAGCCUAUCAUGGCGCCUGGCAACAGCCUCCGCUUGAUCUUCCAGGCAGAUGAGACGAAUCCGGGGCUCCACAAGCACCUUGGCUUCUCUGUAUUCUACCAGGCAGUGGAUGUGGACGAGUGUGCCGUGGGUACAGAGCCAGGCAAGACCCCGCCUUGCUCCCAGAUCUGCCUCAACAGCCUGGGCUCCUACUUCUGCUCCUGUAACCAUGGCUACGACCUCCGCGGCGACCAGCGCACGUGCACACCGAGUUGCCCGGGUGGGGAGUUCAAGGAGCUGCAGGGGACCCUGAGCAGCCCAGGCUACCCUGAACCGUCGCCCCACGGCCUGCACUGCCUCUACAACAUCUCAGUGGAGCCCGGCUUCUUCAUCACACUCAACUUCACACAGGACUUCCACAUCGAGCACAUCAAGAACCCACAGCCCUCCUGCCUCUUCCACUGGCUGCAGGUGACCAUACCAGGCCAGGAACCUAGGAAGCUGUGCGGAAACGAGAGUCCCAGACUCCUCCACACCAACUCUCACUGGGUCCUGCUGGAGUACCACACAGACUGGGCUGGGCUGAGCCGUGGAUGGAGACUCCACUACACCACCCAGAGGGUGAAAUGCGAGAUUCCCAAAGGCAUCGUCAACGGCCGUGUCACCCCCUCCCUGCCUGAGUACCUCUACAAAGACUACAUCCACGUGCGCUGUGAUAAAGGCUACAUGCUGAUGAAGGGCGGGAAGGAGAUCGAGGCGUUCGGGUCCAUGUGCCAGAGUGACGGGAAUUGGCACAAGUCUCUCCCUGAGUGCCACAUCGUUGACUGUGGAAACCCUGAGGCUGUGCUGAACGGAAACUUUAAGUUCGUCUCUGACACAAAGAACAACAAGUACCGCUCCGUCGUCCAGUACACCUGCAACGAGCCCUACUACUCAUUUGACAAGAACCACGCAAUGGUGCAGUUCACCUGUGAGGCGGAUCGCAAGUGGAAGCAGACCAGCAAUGAUGUCAUUCCUGUGUGUGUUCCAGUGUGUGGCCGUUUAGAGAAGUCUAAUGAAGGUCGUCAGAAGGUGCUAGGGGGGGAAGUCGCCGGAGCAGGGGCGUUCCCGUGGCAGGUGCUGCUGCUCGUACCUGGCCGCGGAGGAGCAGCUGUCAUCGCACCCAAGUGGAUUAUGACUGCAGCUCACAACCUGGCAUCUGCUUCAAAGGACGCGAUAAAGCUGUAUGUUGGGCACAAUGAUGUUGAACAGCUGAUAAAGUCACCUCCUCUCGAAGUGGCAUCUAUACAUAUUCACCCCCAAUACGAUAACCGACCUGAGAAAAGUAACUUUGAUCAUGACAUUGCCCUUAUCAAGCUCAUGCGGCCAAUCACAUUUGGUGCAUCUGUCAUGCCACUGUGUCUACCCCCAGCUAAUGCUCAAUACCCAACAAACAAACUUGGGACUGUAUCAGGUUUUGGUAUUACAGAGGAGAGCAUGAUUGCAAAUAAGCUCAGGUAUGUGAAGCUCCCCCUAGUGGAUCAAGGACAGUGCCGCAUCUCUAUUGACGAGAAAAGACCCACUGGAGGUGACAUCUCCAUCUUCACUGACAACAUGUUCUGUGCUGGGUUCCCUGAGGGCAGCAAAGACACAUGUCAGGGUGACAGUGGGGGGGCUUAUGUUUUGAAGGACGAUGACCGCUACUGGGCCGCAGGGAUCGUCAGCUGGGGAAUCAACUGUGGAGAGGAAGGCGUUUACGGAGUGUAUACCAGAGUUACCCAAUUCUUGGACUGGAUCACCAAGACCAUGGAGGAAAAAACUAAUUAGCGGGAGUGGAUUCUAAAUAAUGUGAAAUGGGUAAAGCUGCCAAAGAAAGGCUCCAUGUGAGAACUCACAAAACCGUUCACAUUUAAUUUCAGUGAUUAAAAGUUCACAGCCACACAGUUGUCUCAUUCUUUCUCAAUAAAUUCCCAGAAAAUCUCUGA
This is a messenger RNA of Clupea harengus (Atlantic herring), 2408 nucleotides long. RefSeq names its product complement C1r subcomponent-like. Gene Ontology annotation, biological process: zymogen activation; complement activation. The record is from RefSeq and is a predicted model, not a curated record. Gene Ontology annotation, molecular function: calcium ion binding; serine-type endopeptidase activity. Gene Ontology annotation, cellular component: extracellular region; blood microparticle. NCBI's taxonomy places the organism in Eukaryota, Metazoa, Chordata, Actinopteri, Clupeiformes, Clupeidae.